CCUCUCCUCUCCUCACGACAACAAUGGGCAUCCUCGCAUACCUCAACUCGACUCUGAGCCAGUGGGCAAUAAACACGGGGCUGUGGGUCCUCCUCUUGUCCCCCGACAAUGCGCAGCCGCUGGGCGAGUUCAUCAUCCUGUGCGCGCUAUGUUAUCGCGAAGACCCGGGGGUCAUGGACCAACCCGACGCGGCGGUGUGCGUAGGCGAGAUGCUCGACGGCGAGCGGGACGCCACGGCCGCGCUGCUCGCGAUGAAGAAGCUGCUCGAGCUCCCCGGCGUCAAGGAGCACUUGACGGCGCGUGACGUGCGCCGAGCGUACGGGGUCCCACAGCAUGUGCGCUUCGUGACGAAAGGACACGACCUCGACACGACGAUGCGCGACCUCGCGGCGCUGCGCACGAAGCUGGCGGCCGCAGCUGUGCCUCAUGCGCCGCCGUCUGGCCUGCUGACGGUCGAGGCGUCCAUCCGCGCGGCACACCACGUCGUCGACGCCGCAGCGCGCCUGGCACACGACGGCGUGUUGGAUGAAGGCGUUCUCUUCCCCGAGAAGGGCCUCGCACGGACCCACGACGACGUCAAGCAAGAGAUUGCAGAGUGCUCCCGGUUCAACCGCGCCCAGUGGGAAGACUCGCUGCCCAAGGGUAUCAGCAAGGAUGAGAAGCGGCUCGCGUUCCGCGAGUACACGCGCGCUGCGGCCGCCGCCGACGUGCGCGGCGAGGGGAGCCUGGCUGUUUGGCGGAGGGAGCGGCGCGCGUUGGUGCAGGCGUUGGCGGACGGGUAG
Vanrija pseudolonga is the source of this 782-nucleotide messenger RNA. RefSeq lists its product as uncharacterized. NCBI's taxonomy places the organism in Eukaryota, Fungi, Basidiomycota, Tremellomycetes, Trichosporonales, Trichosporonaceae. The coding region runs from base 24 to 782 and encodes 252 amino acids. The transcript is spliced from 3 exons. The record is from RefSeq and is a predicted model, not a curated record.